UUUUUGCGUCACAUUUUGACAUAAAUUUAAGUUUCAAAUACGGAAAUAGCUUAAUUUAAACAUAAACAUAGCUUAUGGCACACGAGAUUCGCAUACCUUUAUAAAUUUGUGCCGUUGUGAUGCGAUUGGCGCUGCAAACAGACGAAUAACUUAAAAACUUAACGGAAAACCUUGCGGAUUCGCGCCAUUCAUUAGCAUGCAAAUCUGAAAAUUUAUCAGGUGGUGGUCGUUCAGGUCCUUCCAGGAGCGCAGCUGCAAAAGCCACAGCAAUCCGCAAACAACUCACAGGACAAAGUUUGACACACGAAUUAUGCAGGAACAGGAACAGAGACAGAAACAGGAGCAGAGAGGACCAAACUAGUUGAAUGGCUCGCCAGUUGAGCUUAGAUACUGCUAGGGCCAGGAUAUGUGGUGAAGAAGGUGCGAUUGAGCUCUCCACAUCUUAUUGACUUCUGGCGGAUGAAUAGGGCUAAGUCCAGUGAGCCAUUUUACCUGAUCAAAAGGAUAUAAACUUUAUGUUCACGUCUUUUGUCUAUUUCAACAAAUUCAAUAUACCCUUCUGCAAUGACAAUAGGGUAUUUAGAGUAAAUUGUUUUUGCAGCGUAAAUACUAGCUACUGUCAGAUAUCUGGGCAUAAGUCUGACUCAUGGAAGGUGUUAUCCAACUGCACACCAAUUCGCGUUACUUGAUCUCUCUCGCCAGGCUGCGCUUCGGGACAGUCUGUUGACAGCUAUUGUCGCAGCAGUAUACAAACAAAGACAAUCUGGUAGGCAAGUCUUGCUGGACAUAACAGCAGCUAAGUGGCAUUUGGCUCCAUUCCAUUGUUGGCUGGAAUUCCUGCCCACCAUUAAGCAAAUAGCAAAUGCACAAAUUCAUUGGCCUGCGAAUAAGGACACACGAACAAGAUGCAUAACUAAUGAGUGGGUCAUCCAUUUGCUGGCAUUCUAAUCGUUACUUAGAUUGCCAUAAAGCAACGCUUCUGCCUAAUGAGCAAAGCUGUAGCACUAAACAUAUUUACACAUGCAAACCCUUCCAUGUGUGCACAUUAGUUAAAUUUAGCUUGUGUAUCCUUUUCGCAAGUCAGCUUGAGAAUUGGCUUGUCUGUGACGCUUGUGUGCUCUCAGAAUAAUGUAUAAAUUUAUGUUCUACUUUAUGUAAAUAAUUGAUUGGGGAAUUUCGAGAUUAAAUGGCUCAGAUGGCAAUUGGAGCUAUCGUUUUGGUUUACUCUAUAGCUCUGCUAACGGCUGGCCCCGCAAAUUGCUUUUUGUUCAAGUUUCAUUCGUAUCUUUUACUCGAAUGCGUCGGAUCUCUAAUCUUCAACUCAUAUUUUAAGUUUAGUUUACGUCAAUUUCAAAAUCGAGGCGAGAAUAAAACUGAACUUCAAAUUCGCGUCAAAUAAAUAUAAUUUAGUUUAGAGUUUACAUUUUGUUCAAAUGGCAACCAAGCCCAAAGCGUCAUUCAAAGUGCCAAGCAAACGUCAAUUCCCUGGCUAUGUGCGUAAUAAAAGAAGUGACUAUCGCAAAUUCCCCAAUGCGAGACUCCGGCGUGAUGUGGCCAGGAGGAGUGCGACGACAGUGGAGCCACGCUCAUCGUCGUCGUCGUCCACCGACGAAGGUCCAGUUAAGGGGAGACGCUUAAGGGCUAACGAUAGCUACACUGACUUGAGGCAUAGCAUGUCCAUAUCCACAGAAUCGCAGGAUCUGUGCCUGCAAAAAUCUAGCCAUAGUUCGCAGAGGACCACUGACCACAUGGAUCCAUACGACAUAUUUCCAAUCGUGCACUACAGAUUCUUUCAAAGCGUUCCGCUGCUCAAUUGGUCCAAUCUGCAUUCCAAUGCCGCUAACUGGCAUGCCCAGACCGGGCAGCUGGUGCCACAGCAGCAGAAGCGUGUGAAGCUAGCCAAUGCCAUUGACUUGAUGCAAAACUUAACGGUAGCUGGCCUAAAGCAGCUCUCUAAGCCAGUGCCAUUUAGCUCAAGUGUAUCGAUAGCCAAGCACAUGACCAUUGUGGAGAAUCGGAGCAUCGCUCCUCUAGAGUUAAUGGUCGCGUCAGUGCGAAACUUUUGGUUUGACAACUUGGAAUUGAAAAUUGGCAACUAUUUUAUGCAUGUGGAUCGGUAUGUGUUCUGUCACUACAUGAAAGGCUUUCAGGAUUACAGCAACUGCUAUCUGGAACUGCCCAGCCACAAGAUCAAGAUGAGCCUGAUGGUCAAGAUGUAUAAUUGGAUAAUCGACGACACCGAGGAGCUAGCACUCGGACAUAACUUUCUGCGCAUGUACACCAUGGCUAAGUAUAUGAAUGUGCGCUAUCUGCUGGAGCAGUACUGGCACUCAUUUUCAAUUCCUGGCAAGCUGGGCUUCUGGGAGCAGGAAGCUUUCCAAGCAUACCUGCCGUCUCGUAACCUUGAAUCUGGCGAUUUGAUGGCCAUAUUUCUAUCGCGGAUACAAAAGUGCUUCCUGCCGCUGGUCGCCUCUAGUGAGUUUGCCAGCCUGAAAGUGGAGGAGUUGACCUAUUUGCUCAAAUUGGAUAUUAUAUGCGUGAACACGGAGGACGAAGUCUUCUUUGCGGCCUUGCGCUGGUUAGAGUACGACUGGCAACACCGAGAGCAAUACGUUGUGCAGGUCAUGGCAACAGUGCGCUUCCGCUUGAUAUCGCCCUGGCUGCAUUACUCCAUUAUCUACAGCCCGGAAAAGUCGACAAUUCGCAAGCUGAGCGAAAACCAUAUAGUUAGAGCCAUGUUAUGGCACGCCUGUCUAUAUAACCAAUCUCUCUAUGCCGUUAAUACUAAUCCACAAAAUGCCAAUAACGAGCUUAUAACACAGUAUCUUGAGGUCAGAGACGUCGAACGGAAAUGGGGUUACUGCGCAAGCGUGCCACACCAUCACGUUGCGAAAUGCUGUCGAUCCCGACAGCUCACCUAUGACAUGUUCAAAAGGUUCCUCAACGUGCUGCAGGUCAGAGCGAAUGAGUUCAUGGACGCACUCAAGAUAGUGCCGAAUAAGUACUUGCACUCAUAUACUUGCUGCAGUGGCGACAGUUGCAAGAAACGUCACUUAAGAAGAAAAAAAAAACUAACUCCACCUGUCUUCAGGUUUCAGCUUAACUGAGGCAGUAAACACAUUUUGUUAACUUGUUAAAUAUCUUUCUGUAAAAAAUAGGCUGGAUGUCUGAAGCACGCAAGAA
Molecule: messenger RNA, 3183 nt
Organism: Drosophila hydei
Lineage: Eukaryota; Metazoa; Arthropoda; Insecta; Diptera; Drosophilidae
Exons: 3
Coding region: 1434-3107 (557 amino acids)
Source: RefSeq, a predicted model, not a curated record